UCAUUAUAGUUUGUGCGGCUGCCUAUCUGUUGUCUCAUUGUGUACUGCAUCUUGGUUCUAGCUUCUGCCAGCACAAGCCCAAAUAACAAUGCUUCUACUUUAUAUUUUCAUUUCUCUGCUAUAUUAAAACUGAGAUGGAAGAAUAUGAAAUCUAGCAUCUUUCCUGAUUCCUUCUACACCGAUUUCUUCCCUUAUUUUCUCUACAAAAAUUAAGAUACGGUUCAACCCAUAAAACCGACUAAACCGCCGGUUUUAGGCCGGUUUUUGACCGGUUCAUUUACUUGGCGGUUUUUACUUGGCGGUUUUUAGCAGUGAACGGACCGGAUACAUCAUUUUUAUUAUUUGUUCUUUUGAUUCCUACAAAUCUUGAUUAUUUUUUGUCCUUUGUUACUUGUCUUUCCUUAUGCCUUUAAUAUGCUUUCUAAUAUACCUUCAGUUACCUUCCUCCUCUCUUCAACAUCUUAAUACUAUCUUUUUCUGGUUUAGGGUUUAGAAAGAAGGGUCAUUUUGAGGUUUUAGUGACAUCAUGAAGGUUUCUGGCUUUUGUACUUUGUUCUUGAUGGUUGUGGCAGCUUUUACCUUUUUUAGCUUCAAAAGUACCACAGCUCCCCCUUGGUUUCCAGAUUUUGUUGCUACAAGAUGUGGUGAUAAAUCAACACCAAUUGCAGUAAGCAGGAAACUGAAGGAAAAUUUCCAUAGUAUCAAAAGAAAACUUGAUGUAGGUCUUGAUGAUUACAGUCCAAUUGAUCCAUCGCCUGAUUCUGGUGCAAAGAAUGUGAAUCCAGGACCAAUUGAACAUGGAACUCCUCUUAAUCCAUACAUACCAAAACCUCCACCUCCUAGUCGUGGACAAGACGAUUAUAAUUAGGAACAACUUGUUCUUAAUUCUCUUAAUGCUACUAGAAGCAAUGCUAAAGAUUGUAAUAAUGAUGCUACUAAUGUAGUAGCACUAUUAGUUUGAACACUAUUUAACACUUUAUGUAUUGUUGUUGGGUCAAAAAGAGUCUUCAAAAGAGUCUAUUGGGUGACAUUUCUCAUGCUCAAAGUGAAGACCGUGUGUUGUCUUUAGUUUGUAUAGGUUGUUGUACAAUAUCUCAUGGUUAUCUUGCUGUGUAAUCUAUGGUUUCUCAUGUGUGUUAUGGUUGUGAAAAAUAAUAUAGUACCACUAAUUAUUUGUCUUU
Molecule: messenger RNA, 1181 nt
Organism: Medicago truncatula (barrel medic)
Lineage: Eukaryota; Viridiplantae; Streptophyta; Magnoliopsida; Fabales; Fabaceae
Exons: 3
Coding region: 527-868 (113 amino acids)
Source: RefSeq, a predicted model, not a curated record